Colletotrichum truncatum is the source of this 2445-nucleotide messenger RNA. Its product is annotated as lim domain protein. Lineage: Eukaryota; Fungi; Ascomycota; Sordariomycetes; Glomerellales; Glomerellaceae. Gene Ontology annotation, cellular component: Z disc; nucleus. Gene Ontology annotation, molecular function: transcription coregulator activity. The record is from RefSeq and is a predicted model, not a curated record.
AUGCAUCGCCGGAGGAGUAUGGAGAAGUCCAGGAAAGUGACGCCGCCGUCACCGACUUACAUGAGCAACGACCAAUUUGCUGCUUAUUUAGCCAACCUCAGAACAAACCGUGUGGCUCGCCCUGGCGGCGCGAGACCUCAACCGCCUCCAUCGAGUACAAAGUCUAAACGACCGUCCUAUGAUCAGCAAAGUACCUCCGAAUCCCUGGCUCGAUCCGAAAGCCCGACGACCCUGAGUUCAAACUCUGCCGUCAAUCCUGCACGACCGAAUCCUCUUUCCUCCAACACUGUCAACGCCAGCUCCUCUUCUCGCUACUCCAUGUCGAGUGCCUCAGGACGUGACUAUUACCCUCCUCGCUCUACAGCACCCUUGAAGCCUUCAGAAGUUGUGCCCACUGCUACCUACAUCGAGCGAGGGCAGAGGUGGAUGGAGAAGGAAGAAGCUGUCUCACUUCGCCAAGCUAUGGAUGACAUGCGUAUCAAUAUUGAUAAAGACUCCGUCUCUCAAGAUUACUCCGUUAUACCCACGAAUGAGUCUGCCAACCCUCAAGACGAAGAUACCCGCAUAUACAAUGCUGCUCUUAACGAAGCCUCCGAACUUGUUUGGCAGCACCAAAAUGGAGUGGUCCCAGAUCCUCAUGCACCAUACCGAUACAGACCUCAUUUGAGGAAAAAUAGCUAUGCUCAUGCGCGCACAGCAAGCGUAGGUAAAUAUGGAGAAGAAAUCAGGCCUUCGGGUCUCGCACGAGACACGCCGCGGUCGUUUUCUGGCAGUUCCACUGAUGGCGAGGCACAAUCGCGCAUGAGCCGCCCAUCAUUGGCUUUGUCGCAGGACAGUUUUGGCAAAGAAGAAAAUAGCCUCGAAUGCCCUUCUUUGGACUCUGCAAUGUCGGGCCCCUCCAGCACCAUGGGGUCCAACUCUGGCGUCACAUCCUCUGGUCGCCGGCGUAGCAGCAUGAAGCGCAACAUCAGUGGGGAGGUCCAGAAGCCAUUCUCUGGUGACCAAAUUUGGGAAGAGCCAGAGGGGGCGACUCGUGGAAAGGCUGCCAUGACGAAGUUGGAGACAAUGCCUGAUCUUCCCCUAGUUGAUAAGCCGAAGAACCCCCAAAAUCAAGUCCGCUUCGCUACUGGGCCACCCGCAGACCGGGUGGCGCCUUGGAAACCCAGAUCCAAGGUCGAAAUUCAUCGCAAUCCUCCGUCACAAUCGCGCAAUCCCCAGUACACGACAAAUGUCCCUGUUACGAAGACCACGACCAACGAAACAGUACAGAAGAAAAACGGGAUGGAGAUUCGGAGCGAUGAUAUCAGGGGGGCUACAAGUAUGAAGCUGAAAGACCGCAGCCCGAAGUUGCCCACGCCUACGGCCGUCAGUGAUCGACCUGGUCGGCCGAUUGUAAGCUUCGACUCGAACUGGAAAGCUCCGGACGAGAAAACUGAUUCUAGGCCAGGAUCGGCUUUCAGUAACCCCAGCCCAGGAACCCCGAACCAAAAGAAGCAGCCGAUGGAGAUUCCUACUAUUGUGGUGGCACCGGAGGAUCCCCCGGCGGACGAGACUCGCCGGGUCUCACCCAUGCCGUCGAUAAUGAUCGCAGAUGCGGAUGAAGCACAUGGAAACAAUCCAAGCAUACCUGUCAUAGCCACACCUGAUGAUACUACUUCAGGGUCUACGCGACGGCCUCUUCCCGACCCGAAAACAGCAUCCUCCCGGAGCCGACUACAUCAGCGUCCAGAACGACAUUGGUCACCAGCCCCUGGGGCUAGCUAUAGGUCUACAACACUUUGUCAUGAGUGCGGAUUCCCUAUCGAAGGCAGAUUCGUUUCUCUAGCCGGACUGUCUGAGCGCUUCCAUCCACAGUGCUUCAGCUGCUUUGCUUGUGGCACCGGCCUUGAGGCUUUGGAAAUCAGUCCUGAGCCAGAAGCUCAUCGCCAGAGUCGCCUAGAUAGAAUUAGGCGUCGAGCGAACGCAGAGAGGUUGGAGGAGAGAUUUGGUGAAACCAUGGCUGAGGACGGUGACGAGCGGUUACGAUUCUACUGUCACCUUGAUUGGCAUGAGCUCUUUGCACCAAGAUGCAAACACUGCAAGACCCCUAUCAUCGGCGAACACAUUGUCGCCCUUGGUGAGCAUUGGCAUUAUGGCCACUUUUUCUGCGCUGAGUGUGGCGAUCCCUUCGAGAAAAGCAUGACACAUAUUGAAAAGGAUGGCUACGCCUGGUGCAUAAAGUGCCAAACAAAACGAACUGAGCGAAGGGCACCCAAAUGCAAAAAGUGCAGAUGUGCUGUUAUUGGGCAGUACAUCAGAGCAUUAGGAGGUGAAUGGCAUGAAGAGUGCUUCCGUUGUGCUUCAUGCAAGGGAGGAUUUGAUGAUGGCCAGAUUUUUCCAAAGGAAGAUGGAGACAAAACGGUCGUGCUCUGCACGCGCUGCCGCAUAAUAGAACUCAAGGCAUAA